CCGGUAAAAGCUGGAAAGUAUGGCCCAGGUAUGAGUCACAUCCAACAGCAGGUGGGUGUUACUGAUCAGCUAAAUGCAUUGAGGUGUGUCUAAGUGGUGCUCACCUGUACACUGGUACAAAAUAAGCCAGCUGCUCUCCAGCCACUGACACAUCUGAUUUGUUGUGACAACAGGACUGACCAUGGGGAGGAAAGGCUGUCCUGAGCUUAAGCUGCUAUUGCUUUUUAAUGCUGUGGUUUGGAUGGAAGCAAUGGUGAAAAAAAAAAUUAAUUUACAUGCUCAAAAACUGACAUGGACCGAAGCAAGACAGUACUGCCAGAGAAUGUACAUAGACAUGCUUACCUGGGACACCACAGACAUGGACCAGGUGACCAAGUGGUUGGUUGACAGAAACUACCAUGAUGUCUGGAUUGGUUUACAUAAGGAUCCUGAGCAACCAUUGGUGUGGAGGUGGAUCAAUGUAAAAACUGGUGAAGGCUUGACAGGAGAGGACGUUUCAGACAGUGAGAAAUGGGUCACCAACCCACAAUCCAAUGGCAGCUGUGCCGCUUAUAAUAGUUUAAAAAAAAAGUGGUACAGCAAUGUUUGCACUGAAGAACUUAAAUUUGUCUGUUAUGGUGAUAAUCUGGAGCUGGUGACUGAGAACAAGACAUGGGAUGAUGCCUUAAAUCACUGCAGGAAAAUGUCAUCAUCUAAAUCUAAAUGUGACCUCCUGAGCACUAUAAGAUCAUCUCAGUUUAGUUAUGUCAGAGAUCGCAUCUACAGAGCCACCACUGAGGAGGUUUGGACAGGAUUGCGAUUUCUGGGAGGAGAGUGGUGGUGGUCCGAUGGAGAGAUGUUGGACCACCAAGGGAUGCUGCCAGACUGCCCAAGCCAGUGGGAACACUGUGGCACCAUGUCCAAAUACAACACAGCUAACUGGAUCUCCAGGGACUGCUCAGAGAGAAGAAACUUCAUCUGCUAUUAUACAGAAGUAGCAGAAGAUUAAUAAAAGGUGUAGCUCUCUUUA
This is a messenger RNA of Girardinichthys multiradiatus, 1009 nucleotides long. RefSeq names its product secretory phospholipase A2 receptor-like. The coding region runs from base 182 to 988 and encodes 268 amino acids. Lineage: Eukaryota; Metazoa; Chordata; Actinopteri; Cyprinodontiformes; Goodeidae. The transcript has 3 exons. The record is from RefSeq and is a predicted model, not a curated record.